AUAGGACCUACACGGAUGAGCAUUAUCAACUUUCUACUAUACUGUAAUAGAAAGGUGAUAUUUCAUAAAUCCAUUGAUGCAACUACAGACUAUCAUGAUGCACUCUACAUAUUUCGUUUGAUGGAUAGUGUAGUUCACGAGAUAGGUGCAGAACAUAUAGUACAGGUGAUUACAGAUAAUGGUGCCAACUUUAAAAGGGCUGGAGAGAUAUUGGAGCAAAGGUAUCAAACAUUAUUUUGGACACCAUGCGCAGCACACUGUAUCGAUUUGAUGAUGGCAGAUAUCGGUAAGCUCGAUAUAGUGAAGAAGGUAGUGAAAAAAGGUCAAUCUUUAACAAAAUUCAUCUAUAAUCAUCAUUGGGUUCAUGGAUUAAUGAGGAAAUUUAUUAAUGGGGAGAUUCUGCGACCAGGAGCGACUAGAUUUGCCACUCACUUUCUACUGUUAAAAUCGUUGAAUCAGAAAAAAGUCGGAUUAAAGGCCAUGUUCUCUUCUGAUGAUUGGGAAGCCUCUCGAUAUUCUAACACGACUGAAGGUAAGGAGGUGCAAAAAAUUAUUAUGUCUGUCAGAUUUUGGGACUAUAUUGCAGAUAUUCUUAUAGCAGUAGAACCAUUGUACGUUGUUCUACGUAAAGUUGAUAUGGACAAGAAGCCACAAAUGGGCAACGUUUACUGCCUAAUUCAUGAAGCAAAAGAGGAAAUUAAGAGGCGUCUACAAUUACCGACCAAGUAUCAACAUUACAUUGAUAUAAUCACUAAAAGAUGGGAUGAUCAAAUGGGAAAACCUAUUCAUUUGGCCGGCUAUUAUCUCAAUCCGGCAUAUCAAUAUCGUUAUAAUCUUGGCACAAAUGAUGAUUUAUUAGUGGCCCUCAGACAUGUAAUAUCAAGACUGCAUACAAACACAGAAUCAAUUGCUGAGACUAUUAAUGAAAGUCGAUUAUUUCGAGAGGCAUAUGGUUCUUUUAGUGAUCCUAUUGCAGUUUCAUGCAGAUAUAAAAUGGAUGCAGCUGAGUGGUGGUUACAAUAUGGAGGAUCAGCUCCAAAUUUGAAAAAGAUUGCAGUACGAAUUCUCUCACAGACAACGUCUUCAAGCGGUUGUGAAAGAAAUUGGUCAACUUUCUCCCUCAUUCAUACAAAAGUACGAAAUCGUCUUUCUUAUCGUCGCUUGGAGAAGAUGGUCUACGUUCAUUAUAAUAUGCGUCUUCAACUAAGAGCAAUAACAGAAGAGAAUGAAGAACAGGAGUCUGGUGAUGUAGACCCAUUUGAUAUUGGAUUUGUCCAGACUGAGAAUGAUCCAAUGAUGGAUUGGUGGAGCGCUGUUGAGGCUGAGAAUCCAUUACUUGAUGAAGCAGGAGACCCACCACGACCAUCUCAAUUUCUUACUCAACAGAUUGAAAAAAUACAAGCUAGAGGAGAUAUCUGCGAGGAAGAAGAUGAUGAAGCUUUUGAUCAAGAAUUUCGAUUUUCUGGAUCUCGGUCUAGGCGUUCUCAAACAUCACAAACCCAACCAAAGUCCAUAGAUAAAGGCAAAGGCAAAGCUCUUGCAAUUUUUACUAAAAAGAAAGAAAAAGGCAAACCUCCUACUUUUAUGGGAAGUGGUCCAUUUAGAAUUAAAGACAAUCCACUCGAUGCAAUUGAUGAGCAAGAACAUGAUGACAGUGAUGAAACAUCAUCACCUUCUGAUACUGUAGUCCGACGAGAAGUUCGAAAUGAGGAUAGUGAUGUUGAUAGCAGUGCGAGUACUCAUGGAAGUGAUGACAGUGGUGAUGCAUCUAGUGGUAAAAAUUAUGUCCCCCCUACUCUAGCACUAGAGCCAUGGACAUGUGAGAUAGAUUACACACAUGCAACUCAAGAUGAUGAUCAUGGAGCUAGAGGUAGCUAUUCAAUAUCAACGUCGAUAUAAGGGUGACAAACAAAAGAAAGCUCAUAAUUAUCAAGAUAUGCGGGAGAGUUUAGCUGAGAUU
Zingiber officinale is the source of this 1960-nucleotide messenger RNA. RefSeq lists its product as uncharacterized. Lineage: Eukaryota; Viridiplantae; Streptophyta; Magnoliopsida; Zingiberales; Zingiberaceae. Gene Ontology annotation, molecular function: protein dimerization activity. The record is from RefSeq and is a predicted model, not a curated record. The transcript is spliced from 3 exons. The coding region runs from base 16 to 1899 and encodes 627 amino acids.